ACCUCCCCAUUUAUAUUCAUACCACUACCACCCUCCUCUCUCUCAUCCCCAUUUCAAUUUCAUUUCCAUCUUCCUUUCAAUACCCAAAUACCCACGCCAUUCAGAUCCGACCCGACCCACCAUGUUACAAAGAGAAAGAUCUCUCCCCGUCUCCCACCCCACCGGUUCACCCGACCCAUCCUCCGUCACCGCCGGCAUCCGCCGGCGACUCUCCUCGGUCUCCUUACGCAUCCACCCGUCCUCCAUCUCCGACACCACCUCCGCCGCAACCGCAUGGGCCAUGCGCCGAUCCAAAUCCGUUUCUUCAAUGGGUGAAUCCGCAUCCACCUCGAUCCGAAACUGGUGGGACUGGGGAUGGGGGUGGAUACUUUCUAGAAAACCCGUGUUUGGACCAGAUCUGGAGUUUAAUAAAAGCUCUAGCAACGGUAGCAAUGGUGGCAGCUGGAAGAGUGUUUUUUUAAAGGUAAGAUCCGAGAUCCGGAAGAUGGUUAGAUCCGAUAAAGUUGGGCUUCCUCAAACUGUUCGGUAUAAUUCCGGUAGUUACUCGAGGAACUUUGACGAUGGUAGCACCAGAUUCUGAAAUUGUUAAAAAUUGGGUGAUCUGUAAUCUGCAUUAUGUUGUUGUAUGAAAUGAAAUUCUUUUGUUUAGAGAGAGAAAAUGGGAGUAGAAUGUGCCGGAGAUACGAUUCCGGUGGCUGUCGUCGGUGGGUAUGGGUUUUACUUUUACUGUUGUGGUAAAAGUUAUUUUGUAAAAUUGGAUUAUUAUGUAAUUUUUAAUUUUUGUUAAUUGUUAUAUAUGAAAUUAAUUAUUGUAUUGUUUCUUUAAAGUUGUGGUGGUCCAUGUUUUAUGGGCUUUAAAUUUUUA
Molecule: messenger RNA, 865 nt
Organism: Helianthus annuus (common sunflower)
Lineage: Eukaryota; Viridiplantae; Streptophyta; Magnoliopsida; Asterales; Asteraceae
Exons: 1
Coding region: 122-580 (152 amino acids)
Source: RefSeq, a predicted model, not a curated record